AUGGCGCGUUUCCCUGCGUCUUCUGUCCUUUACUCUGUCCUUCUCGCGUCCCUGCUCCCACGCGCCGCAACCCAGACUAUAUCUACCUCGACGCCUGUACCACCACUGCAAUGGAUCAAUCUGAGCAGCCGACUGCAGGGUAGCGACAAUGCCCCGCCACCGCUAAAGGACGCCGCGAUCGGCUACGACGAAACGACCCGGAAUAUCAUCAUCUUCGGUGGAGAGUCAGAGAAUGGCUUCCCUCAGUCUACAACUUACCUUCUCAAUCUGGACUCGCUAACUUGGUCAAAGCCCUCGCCUCCAGACAACUUGAACGAUAGCCCGGAUGCACGGAGUGCUGCUAUCACAGGCUACGACGCAGCUAGUAGCUACCGUAGCGGCUUCGUUGUGAUCGGGGGCAAGUCAAGAGACGGACAAGGCCUCUCGGACGUUUGGGAAUUCGACUUUAACAACCAAUUUUGGGCCCAAGUCAGCGUCUCCGAAGGCGGACCCUCAGGGCGCUGGGGUGCCUCCGGCGGGAUCGACUCUCGCACGGCCAGUGACAGCUUGAACAACACCUUCUAUGUGGCUGGCGGGUACGAUGGUUCGCAGAUCAGCCGGCUGUCGGAAGUUUGGGAGUUGCACAUCUCCGGCGUCCUUUCACCCAACCUUCCAAACGAAGUGUCAGGGAGCUGGUCGCAAGUCUCCGUCGACGACCUGCCGCGCAAGAUCGGUCAAGCUGGCACGGUCAUUGGGCAGACCAUCGUCGCUGUGGGUGGGUGCAACAGCACCUCGACAGACGGCGACUCAUGCGCCGUGGGCGAUUCCUACGUCAUCAGCACUUCGGACGGCCAGGUCAUCUCACCCGGUGCUUGUCCAGCUGGACGACGAGGAGCGUCGCUCGUUCCCAACAUGAACUCGUACUCCAACAGCUUUUCCUCCCAAGUAUUCUAUAUCUUGGGAACAUUCGACUCGUCACGCUGGGAUGACGGCGGCGGGCUAGACAAAGGCGAGGUGUCCGUCCUCGAUACAAACACGGGAACAUGGGCCCGUGUCAUCCCGUCUGGUGACCCUGACUCGGACGAUGCUACGCCCACUCCCCGAGAAGGGGCCGCUGCAAUAACCUACAACAGAGGGCUCGUUGGAAGCCAUCGCAGUCAAUCUGUCGACACUAUUGUGUUCGGUGGGCGUGACGCUUCCGGCAAGUACCUCAACGAAGUGUGGCUGUUAAGGGCGUACGAUGGCUCAGUUUCCUCUUCUGGGUCGUGGUCCGGAGGAAGCGGUGACCUGGAGUCUGGCGCGGACGCGUCAGGUGCCGGCGUGACCGUCAAUUAUAUGGACAAGUGCGCUUCUGCAUUGACGGCUACCAGUUCCGGGACGUCCACCUCUGUAGGCUCAUCCGCGACGCAUAGCUCAUCGCCCACACAAUCGAGCGCGCCCUCAGCCGCAGUAGCGCCGUACCCAUACAACACCUCAGUAAAUCACAAGGUUUUAUCUGCUGUGUCCGUCGUCCUCCUUUACCCCGCUGCUCUCAUCUUCCGCCUAUCUUCUUCAUCAUUCACCGCCUUCGCGCAGCCCGCGCGACAUGUACUGGGCGUCUAUAGUGCCAUGCUGUUGGCGCUCGCCGCAUAUGCUCUGGGUAUCGCCGGCCUCGCGACGUCCUUCACUUCCCUUACUUCCACUUCUUCCUCGGCAACUCUCAGUAGGCGCGACUCGCCCGCACGGACGCAUCUGGAUACCCCUCACGGGCGAGCCGGGCUUGUACUAUUCAUUCUACUCUAUGCGGUUCUGCCUCUACUUUUGCUGGCCCGGCUCGGCAGCCAAAAAUUCCGAAAUCGCUCGGAAAAUCCAGGCUCCGAAUCAGGACAACAAGAGCCCAAGGGCAGCGCGUUGGAGAUGAAGGGCUCGCCGUCAACGCCACCACAACCGCGAGCGCGUAGUCCCACGCAAAGCCUCACCUCGUCAACGGAGCCACGCCCACGGACAAUGUCGCUGCCCCUAUCCGGACCCACUGCUGCAUCUACAGAAAGCAGCGGCGAGGGUGGCAAACGGUCCUUCGAGGUCCUCAACCGAGGACGCGGCCCCUCGCGCCCAGCGACAAGUAUGUCGUAUAGCUCGCCACACGUUCUCUCACGAUCGCUGGGCGAGCUGGAUUGGCUCCAGCGCCGCCGGAGCCUGAACACUGUCGUACGUACAACUUAG
Molecule: messenger RNA, 2181 nt
Organism: Schizophyllum commune H4-8
Lineage: Eukaryota; Fungi; Basidiomycota; Agaricomycetes; Agaricales; Schizophyllaceae
Exons: 6
Coding region: 1-2181 (726 amino acids)
Molecular function (GO): protein binding
Source: RefSeq, a predicted model, not a curated record